CAUUUCCGGGAGCGCCUGGAGGUCUUGCUCCGCUGGUUUCACUUUUGGGUCUGGCCUCCUGCGGGCUGAGCGCUCCCUCGGCGACUCCGGAGCGCACUCCCGGGUGACCCCGGCCCAGGGCUUCCUCGCCUCGCUGUGUGGGCCUGGAACCCGGGCGCCACGGUUUCGGCCAGCCUGGGGGCCCAGUGACCUCCUCCUGGAGCAUGGCAUCAGCCUUCGAGCGGGUGGUCAAGAGCGUGGGGCUGGAACUGGACCAGAACAGAGAGCUGGUCCCCGUGUACAGCCUACAGAGCUCUGCCAACUUCCAGCCCUACCGCCUUCUGAGCCGGAAGCCGAGCUCCAGGUUCUUCAGACGCUACACAUGUGUCAACCUGUCCAUCAGGGACAUCCUGGAGCCAGACGCACCAGAACCAGCUGUCGAGCAUGUUGGUCCCUUCUACUUCCAAGACGCCGUGGAUGGGCAUCUGGGGGGCAGCGUGGAGGUGGUGGCCCCGGGACAGGGGAAGAUUGCAGGCGGGGCCGCAGUGUCUGGCAGCUCCAGCGCCUCCAUGAAUGUGUGCAAGCUGCAAGUGCCCCCCAACGCCUGGGUGGCCAUGCACCGAGAGAGGCGCCUGCGGCAGCCUGAGCACAAAAUUCUACAGGAGCUGCGGAACCGUGGGCGUGAUGUGUUCGUGGUGACGGAGGUGCUGCAGACCCAGAAGGAGGUGGAAGUCACCCGCACCCACAAGCACGAGGGCUCAGGCCAGUUCUCGCUGCCCGGAGCUGUGUGCUUCCAGGGCGAGGGCAAGGGCCACCUGAGCCGGAAGAAGACGGUCACCAUCCCCUCGGGCAGUGUUCUCGCAUUCCGGGUGGCCCAGCUAGUAUUUACUGGCCCUGAGUGGGACAUCCUCUUCGUCCCAGAGAAGAGGCAGAGGACCUUCAUGCGGCCCCAGACAGCAGGUGACCAGCCACAGCGACCAUCCUCCCUCUCCACCCUCCUAAAGUCCAUAGGCGAUCACCUUAGGUUCCUGUCAGAUGGGCUCGGUGAGGACCAAGUGGUGUCCACAGAAGACUUCCAGGGCCUGCAGGCAGAGGUGAAAGCCUGGGCUGGGUUCCUGGAGAACUUGUCCAAGACCCUGUGUGAGCAGCUGCUGAGGGGCCUGGGGCAGGUGCUGCGGGACGAGCUGGCCCUGCAAACCCUGGAGGAAUCGCUGGAGCAGGGCCUGUGCUGUGGGCGGGCAGAGCCUCUGCAGGGCCCGGCAGGCCAUGUCCUCGAGUGCCUGGUGCUCCCCUGCAGGACACUGGUGGAGGAGCUUGCAGGCCCAGUCACCUACUUGCUGGGAGCGCUGGCUGCCCUGAGUGAGGCCCAGCGAGUGCUACUGGCCGAGGUGCUGGAGGCUUCAGCCCUGCUGGAGCCCCUCAAGCUGGUGGAGAAGCUUUUGGAGCAGAGCUCCCCGUGGAAGGAGCCCAGGGCCUUAUCCCUGCCACCUGGGCUCCUGGCAGGCAGGUGGGGUCCAGAGGUACCUGCCUGGAUCCUGCUGGAGGCCUCUGGCCUGGAGCUGCAGGUGAACGCCCCCCAGGUGUGCUGGAAGCCAGAGGCCCAGGGCUGCGCGUGCGCACUGUACGCCUGCCUGGCCCUGCUGUCGAAGCUGAGCCAGCUCUGCUAGCUGACGUCCAACGCAGUCACACCUGUCAGCGGCCAGCCCUGCUCAGGCCAGAGCCCCCCCAGCCCAGCGGCCACUCAGCACCGGCUUGGGAGCUGGGAGAAGUCAAUAAAUAGGAAGCACAAAGGCA
This is a messenger RNA of Artibeus jamaicensis (Jamaican fruit-eating bat), 1773 nucleotides long. RefSeq names its product gasdermin D (gene GSDMD). Bases 204 to 1646 code for a protein of 480 amino acids. Gene Ontology annotation, molecular function: phosphatidylinositol-4,5-bisphosphate binding; phosphatidylserine binding; phosphatidylinositol-4-phosphate binding. Gene Ontology annotation, biological process: pyroptotic inflammatory response; defense response to bacterium. The transcript has 12 exons. Lineage: Eukaryota; Metazoa; Chordata; Mammalia; Chiroptera; Phyllostomidae. Gene Ontology annotation, cellular component: NLRP3 inflammasome complex. The record is from RefSeq and is a predicted model, not a curated record.